GGCCGAAUAGGGCGCCAGAGAGCACAGUCCGAUGGGGACGGUUUUGCAAGCACGCGUGAAACGAGAGGGUCGGCUUAACCACGAAAUUUAACACCAACUGUUCAACAGAGGGCCACUCCAAUACGCACAAUCCGUGCAGGCACAGUGGCGGAUACCAGUCUGUCGCGUCAUGGCAUAUUCAAAACAUCACAAAAUACAGCAUUGCGUUGCAUAGCGCCGCGUCGCUCCGCAUUGCAACGCGUUGCCUUAAGCCUUUCCUGGGGGUCCUUCGUGGGGCCGUACUCGGUUUUUCAAGUACGUGCGGCCUGAGCGGCGUAUCUGGGCAUUCGCAUGAACGCUUCUGCACCCGAGGGCGCACAGAUAGCCAUUUCGGCCCAAGCGAGAUUCGAGGCUUGCGCGAGACACGACGCGUGAGAGUACGACUCAGGCCUGUUCCGCGGCGCACGCGGGGCAUACCUCCACCCCACGGGGCCCCAUGCCCAGCUCAUGCGGGAGAAGCUGGGGCUGCAGGAAGGCGAACCGGAGGGAGGGCAGUGCAUGCUCCUGAGCACCGCCGCCUCCUCGCUGUGGCGGCAGCACGGCACCCCCCCUCAUCAGAAGGAAGUGCACGCCCUGGCCACCCGCUACCGGGCGGAGCUGCUGGAGGCGGCCGGCGAUGCGCCUCCGGCCUCCAGUUCGCCCCUGGACGACGCACUCCGGGCGGGAGCCGCCGUCCCGCACUCGGGAAGAGACUACCGAGAGUUUCCCUUACUGGGAGGCCCCGCCCUCACCAGCGUCGACCUCCACCGGGAGGAGGCGGGAGGAGGAGUGAAAAGGAUGGGGGGAGGAAGCGGGGGCGGCAGGGAGGAGCGAAAGAAACCAUCCUGCACAGAAGAAGCACCAGAACCAAUCCAAAAAACAACCACAUGGCACAGCGAGAUCGCCACCAAGGUAACUACCCCACUCCGCUGCACUCUGGAAGAACUUCUACACGGUGCCUGCCGAGAGGCCAGCAUCAACCGCAUGGCGCUUGACAAACGUGACCGACUUGGUCGCCGCGGACAGCUCCUUGGCUCCAGGCUCCAGGCCGUGAGCCCGGGCCAACUCGGCCAAAUCCCUGCGCACAUAAGACAUGUAGUACGGCUCGGCAAAGCCGCCGAACUUAUCAAUCUGCUGAUCCUGGAUUUGCCUGUCGCCCAGCUGGAUCGAGUCUGUCAGCACGAAGGUCCCGCCCGGGGCAAGGACGCGCGCGACCUCAGCAACGAUGUUGUCCUGUGCUUCGGCGGGCACCUCGUGGAAAAGGUACACGGACAGGACGAUGUCGAAGCUGGCGUCUUCGAAGGGCAAGCGCUCGGCGUUGGCCUGGACAAAGCUCGCCUGCCCAAUGUCCCCCUUGGGUGCGAAGUUGUCCACCCAGUAAGCGUUGUUCUUCCGCGCCUCCUCCAAAUAGAAAGGGCUGAGAUCCGACGCCGUCACGUCCAUGCCGGGCCAGUUGUCCCGGACGAAGGUCAUCAGCCUCCCUGUGCCACAUGCAACUUCCAAGAGCCGCACUCCUUUCCCACUACGGUCGGCCAUGAUAUUGUGCAAAUGAUCUGAUAUGUGCACCAACGAGGUACGCUGCAUCGCAUCCUGGCGUCCUGUAAAAAUGACCUCCGUCGAGGUUUCGUACACUUCAGCACUUCGCGAUGAGAGCCAACCGUCAGCCUGGUAGUGGAAUGUGUGCCGGUAGUAGGGCGGAUACAUAUCAUCUCCGGAACUCAUCCAAGUCCUCGUGUCGCUCUUUUCCGCGCUGCGCUGGAGUACACCAACAGCCUCCUGCACAUACUGCAGGCUCUUUUCGGCGACGAAGGCGGGCGACCACUGCCGGUGGCUCGGGGACAUGUCAAAGGGGGCCUUGAAGUAUCCGCUUCUGAUGUAGUCGAGAUCCUGGCGAAAAGUUGCGACGGUUGUCUGGGAUAGACCCCGGACGAACUCCCCGGGAGCCUGCGACAGCCGGCUGAGGAACUGUGGCGUCGCGGAGCCCGCACUGGUGGCGCCACGAGCGCGGUCGAGCGCCAGGGCGGCCUCCGCAACGUUCACGCUGAGGAGGCCCUGCGCGGCGAAGAAGCCGAAGCGCCCCAAGUGGUAGAGCCAGUAGGGCGCGUCCCCGCCGGUGAGAUCGACGCCCUCCAGCGGGUUCCCGAGGCCGCCGUCGAUGUCUCGGCGCUGGACCGACGCCCGCUGCUCGAAGUUCGCGUCGUCGCUGCGACCGGGGAUCCCCUCCACGGCGGGCGGCCCGGCGGCCGCCUCCCCCUGGCACCUACCUGCGCUGGCCGGCCCGCGCCUCCCCCGCCGGCGCGCGCCGGGCCGGGCGGCAGGCCCCGCCCACGAGCGCGGGCAAGCGCGAGGACGCUAGGAGGCACGCGGCCGCGACGGCCACGAGCAAGCACCGCGGCCGCCGCCGCAAGGGCCCCAUGGGGCCGCGCCUGCCGCGCGCCUGCCGCGGCUGCCGGCACGAGGUCGCAGUGGCCGUGGG
Prorocentrum cordatum is the source of this 2494-nucleotide messenger RNA. Lineage: Eukaryota; Dinophyceae; Prorocentrales; Prorocentraceae. The record is from the annotation of a GenBank genome assembly.